Knipowitschia caucasica is the source of this 1125-nucleotide messenger RNA. The record is from the annotation of a GenBank genome assembly. Lineage: Eukaryota; Metazoa; Chordata; Actinopteri; Gobiiformes; Gobiidae.
AUGGAGCACAGUCACAUCUUUCCUGUUCUGACCAUGAACGGCAGCUGGAGUCCUGAGCAGUUUCCCCCGGAGGUCAUGCAGGGGUGCCCGCUCGGACCGCUGCCUGUCAUCUACUACAGUGCCCUUCUCUGUCUUGGCCUGCCAGCCAACAUCCUGACAGUGGUGAUCUUGUCCCAGCUGGUGCUGCGUCGUCAGAAGUCCUCCUACAACUAUCUCCUGGCCCUGGCGGCAGCCGACAUCCUGGUGCUGCUCCUCAUCGUUUUCGUCGACUUUAUUUUGGAAGAUUUUAUUUUGGCCGCGCCUUUGCCCCCUUCCCUAAACAGCGCCGUGCAAGUCCUGGAGUUCUCGUCCAUCCACACGUCUAUCUGGAUCACGGUCCCUCUCACCAUCGACCGCUACAUCGCCGUGUGCCACCCGCUGCGCUACCACACCGUGUCCUACCCCGCCCGCACGCGAAAGGUCAUCCUGGUGGUGUACGUGGGCUGCCUGCUGUCCGCCGCGCCAUACUACUGGUGGCCCGAGUUGUGGCACAGCCUGUACAAGACGGGGGCUGUAGUCGGCGGCGACGCGACCCGGAGAACCGCGGCACAACACGUUCUGGUUUGGGCCCAUUGCGCGACUGUCUACCUCCUGCCCUGCACCGUGUUCUUCACCCUCAACGCCGGGAUUGUGCGCAAACUCCGCCGCAGACGCAACUGUUUCCGCCUGCGUGGCUACUCCACCGGAAAGACCACAGCCAUCCUGCUCGCCAUCACCUCCAUCUUUGCGGUUCUGUGGGCGCCGCGAACGCUCAUGAUCUUGUACCACUUCUAUUCCUCGCCCCCGGCCUCUCAGGGAGCGAGCCAGCUGCUGCAUCUGCUCACCGACCUGGCUAACAUGCUAGCUCUUCUCAACACCGGCGUGAACUUUUUCCUCUACUGCUUCAUCAGCAAGCGUUUCCGGGGUAUGGCGGCCAACGUGCUGCGCGCCCUGCUCCACUGCCGCAAGCAACCGCCUCCGUUCUACGCCAGCCACAACUUCUCCAUCACCAGCAGCCCGUGGAUCUCCCCAGCCAACUCGCAUUGCAUUAAGAUGCUAGUGUACCAGUACGAUAAAAACGGAAAGCCCAUUUGCAUCUCCUCGUGA